Priceomyces carsonii is the source of this 1827-nucleotide messenger RNA. RefSeq lists its product as uncharacterized. Gene Ontology annotation, biological process: DNA repair; DNA replication. The record is from RefSeq and is a predicted model, not a curated record. Lineage: Eukaryota; Fungi; Ascomycota; Pichiomycetes; Serinales; Debaryomycetaceae. Gene Ontology annotation, cellular component: Slx1-Slx4 complex; nucleus. The transcript has a single exon. The coding region runs from base 1 to 1827 and encodes 608 amino acids.
AUGGAGAGAGCCUCAGAAGGGGAACACCAUAAUGAAAGAUCAGGGUCAAAAAGUGCAGGAGGUGCGUACUUCAUUUCCACACAGAUGCAAGCAAGGCAUGAAGAGGUAAUAAAUCAUGAACAGGAUGUUUUAAGCAAGAGAAAAUCGUUAUCGAUGCUACAGAAAUAUAAAAAUGAAAAUAUAAAUGAUGUUAGAAAUCUAGAUAUGAGACGAACUAAAACGCAAAUGAAGAAGUCACGAAGAAAAAAGAAAAUGUCUAUGAAUGAUUUGGUAAGAGAUACAUUUGGGAAUAUAUCAGAAGAAAUGUCAGGAUCGCAGUCUAAAAUAGAUCAAUUUCUUAAAUCAAUCACGCGAGUGAAUGAUUUGGAAGGUCUAACGAAGAAGGAUACUUAUUUAUAUUCCAAAGAGGAGUGGAUAUCAAUAAUGAAGAGCAUUAAAAUGAAAUUCCCAAAUCUUUCAGAUAAAUAUAAAAGAAAUCUAAACGGUAUUUUGGGUGAGAUCGCUAUGAUCGAGAAAGAAGAAGCAAAAUAUCAUGGCCUUUGGACCCAUGCAUCCUCUCAUCCAGAAUCUAAACUUAGUGACUCUGACUUGAAAUGGCUAUAUGACCUAAACGAUAACCAGGUAGGUUCGAGUUGUGAGAUUUGUGAUGGCGAAGGUGAGAAUGUUGAAGAAAGACCAGAAACAGUACCUUAUGUUUCAACCCUUUCCCAAAUUUUUAAUGAUAGGAGCGAUCAUCUUGAUGAGCUCCAUGAUAUGACUGAGAUACUGAAUUCUGAGUGGGAGCCAAGUCCUCUCUUGGAUCCACCAGUGAAGUUACUCGACAAUUUUGAUAUUGAGGUAGGAAUGGGAAAUGAUAUUAUUUCAGAUAAUAGGUUGCACACAUAUGGAAGUGAACUUAAAGAGGCAGCGGAACCAUCUAUGGGAACGAAUGAAAUAAUUGAGAUUGGCUCAUCUCCCGGGAACGAAGAGAAGCCAAGAGAUGUAUUGACCAUCUACCAUGACGAGGCUUUCAGUUCGAAACAAAACUCUCAAGUUCUAUCUUCAAUCUAUUCAACAGCUCGCUCGCAGAUUCAGUCAUACUCACUGCCAAGUGGUACAACUAAUCUUAAGGGAAAAAAACCUUUACAUACAUCGAGAGUUGAAGUUCCAAGUGUUUUCAAUGUAAGGGAAUUUAAAGAUCAUGACAAAAAGAUAAGUCUUACUUACUUGUAUUCUCGCCCUGUUUUGAUUGACUCUGAUAAUGAAAUCCAAGAUUCAGAAGAUGAUCCUAUUCAGGACAAUAGCAUUAGCGUCAUUGAAAUAACAAGAGAGGAAGAUGUUACGAAUGAUCUCAUUUGCAUAAGUAGCGAGGAUGAUGUUAAUUAUAAUUUAAAAUCAGCUGAAAAUACAGCUAUUGAUAAGUCAAUCUUACAAGUAUGCUCGAGUCCUGAUACGAAGCUGAAGGAAGACUUGAACUUCUCACUUCCUGCUGAAGAAAACUUAAUCAAUGAUGAUACUUUUGUCUCGCCAUCACAAAGUAGAUCUAUAGAGAGCCAAAACCUGCCAUUAUCGCCAUUAUCUAAAUAUAAUAUGAUUUCAUCUGAAAGUCAAAAAUUAGAUUGUGACAAUUCAAAUACGUUCCUAUCUAUGGAAACACAUGCAAUACUCAUAACAUUGUUAAAGCAAGAUCGAUAUUGGCUAGAUAGAAUACUCAGCUUUGAACCAUUUCCUGUGGAAGAGCUUAUGUCUCGGUUACAGCGUUCGAAUAUUAAAAUCGAAAUGUCUUGCUUGGAAAGCUUUCUUGAUGAGAGCGGAAUCAGUUACUUUAAAAAGAAGCAUCACGUCUGA